Molecule: messenger RNA, 1736 nt
Organism: Hordeum vulgare subsp. vulgare (domesticated barley)
Lineage: Eukaryota; Viridiplantae; Streptophyta; Magnoliopsida; Poales; Poaceae
Product: exopolygalacturonase-like
Exons: 4
Coding region: 271-1527 (418 amino acids)
Biological process (GO): carbohydrate metabolic process
Molecular function (GO): polygalacturonase activity
Source: RefSeq, a predicted model, not a curated record
GCAUGCUGCGAUCGGUUCUUGUUUGAGUUGAUCAGCGGAGCGCGCGCGCACUCUCAGUGUGCAUCCACCGCCACGCAUGCGCUCUGGCUGACUGAGUGAUCGAUCGCGGAGGAUCGCCGGAUGCAUGCGCGGAGCAGAAGAAUAAAGGAUUGGUUGUGAGGAAGAGGAAGCGGAGAGGCGGGGUCGUUAAUUGGUGCCGAUCGAGGAUUUUUAUGCGCUAGCUGCGGUCGUGAGGAAGAGGAGCUAACUAGCUAGGUAAGUCGAUCGAUCAUGGAGGCGCGGCCGCCGGUGUUGGUCAUUGCCGUCGUCGUCGCGCUCUGCGGCGUGUCUCUCUGCGGCGUGGCCGCGGCCGGGAACGUGACCGCGGCGCAGCUGUUCCCCACGUCGUCGUACGACUCGUACCACGGCGCGCCGGUCACCUACAACGUCAAGAACUACGGCGCUAAAGGCAACGGCGCCGCCGACGACACCAAGGCGCUAAUGGCGGCGUGGAAGGUGGCGUGCGCGGCGGCCGGCACGGUGACGCUGCAGGUCCCGCCGGGGACGUACUACAUGGGCCCGACGCAGUUCCACGGCCCCUGCCAGGCCUCCUCCCUCACCUUCUUGCUCCAGGGCACGUUGAAGGCGGCGACGGACCUGAGCCGCUUCGGCAACGACUGGAUCGAGUUCGGGUGGGUGAAGGGCCUCAUCGUCGCCGGCCAGAACGGCGCCACCAUCGACGGCCAGGGCGCCUCCUCCUGGCCCUUCAACAAGUGCCCCGUCCGAAAGGACUGCAAGGUCCUCCCCACCAGCGUGCUGUUCGUGAACAACGAGAACACGGUGGUGAAGGACAUCGCGUCGGUGAACAGCAAGUUCUUCCACUUCGCGCUGCUGCAGAACAAGAACACCAAGAUGCUCAACCUGCGGAUCAACGCGCCGGGGAACAGCCCCAACACGGACGGCAUCCACAUCGAGCGGUGCACGGGGGUGGUCAUCGCCGACACCAAGAUCAGCACCGGCGACGACUGCAUCUCCAUCGGCCAGGGCAACGACAACGUCGACAUCCAGCGCGUCAACUGCGGGCCGGGCCACGGCAUGAGCGUCGGCAGCCUGGGGCGGUACGUCGGGGAGGGGGACGUGACCCGCGUGUACGUCAAGGACAUGAACUUCGACGGCACCAUGAACGGGCUGCGGAUCAAGACCUGGGAGAACUCCCCCACCAAGAGCCUGGCGGCGCACAUGGUGUUCGAGAACAUGGUGAUGAAGGACGUGGAGAACCCGGUGAUCAUCGACCAGAAGUACUGCCCAUACUACAACUGCGAGCACAAGUACGUGUCCGGGGUCACCAUCAAGAACAUCACCUUCAAGAACAUCAAGGGCACCUCCUCGUUGCCGGUCGCCGUCAUGCUCCGCUGCGGCGUGCCGUGCCAGGGCGUCGUGCUCCAGGACUUCGACAUCAAGUACAAGGGCGCCGGCGGCACAUCCUCCAAGUGCGAGAACGCCAAGGCCAAGUACGUCGGCUACAUGUACCCCAAGCCGUGCCCAUAGACAUAGGAUCGACCGCCAUUUUGAUUCUCGACCUUCUUUCUCCUCCUCCUCCUUCUUCUUCUCCUAGUUUUGAUUGAUUUAUGUUUCCUAGACGAUUUUGUUGCUGUUUCUUCUUGUUGCUUAGAAGAUUUCGUUUUGUUUUUUUGGUGUGUGCGUGUGUGUGUGGCAUAAGGGAGCUGCCGGUUGCUGGCCUAUGAGGAAGUAGUAGU